Messenger RNA from Malus domestica (apple), 1204 nucleotides. The record is from RefSeq and is a predicted model, not a curated record. Lineage: Eukaryota; Viridiplantae; Streptophyta; Magnoliopsida; Rosales; Rosaceae.
CUCUCUCUCAGUCCCUCUCUCCUUCGCAUUUAUCUCCAACUUUUCUCUCCCUAAUUUAAAAAAAAAAAUCCGUGCAAUUAAAUUUUCCAAUUCCAUUAUUUACAGAAAUGGUAUUUUCCCAAAUAUUUAAUAUUUUAUAAUCUCUCCGUUCCCUGUACUUGAUUCCGGACAACCGGUUCUCUGCAGCAGCAGCAGCAAAAAGCCCCCCACUUUCGACCAAUCCGCCGCCGUUUUGACCCGCUAUGGAGAGCGUUGGGCUUCAAAGAGUUGGAGUCGUUCAACGUCUUCCGCUCCUCGUCGUCAACUUAGUUGCUGGGGCUCUGGUUUUGCUUUUUGCUCUUGCUGGAUUUUUCACAGGAGGUAUUGCUGGUGCUUUAGCUGGGAAGGCUUCUGAUAGAGGUGUUGUACGUGGAGCUGGAUUGGGUGCUGUUGCUGGGGCUGUGCUCUCCGUCGAGAUUUUGGAGGCGUCGCGUGAUCUACUGCGGCUAGGCCGCCCUGGCUGGCGGAGAUCUUCAUUGAUGGUUACCCUUGCUAAUCUUCGUCAUGAUGUCGAUGGAGGAGCGGAAACCAGAGGGCUGUCAAGGGAUGUUCUGAAGAAACUACCAUCUGAUGUGAUCUUGAAGGAUACCAAGGCAGCUCGGGGUUGCUGUUGUACGAUAUGUUUGCAGGAUGUUUAAGAAGGAGAAACUGCGAGGACGCUGCCCAUGUGUCAGCAUACGUUUCACUUGGCGUGCGUGGACAAGUGGCUCAGCAGACACGGUUCGUGCCCUUUAUGCCGGCGAGAUUUGUGAACAAAACACAGGUUGAUUUUUAUCACCAAGGUCUUUCGAAGUAAAGUUUUUAAGAAAAACUAAUGAAAAAAGCUUGAAAACUUUGAGUUUUAAUCAAGAAGACAAAAAAAUGUUGAGUAAAUAGUACCAGAAGUGACUUUUUAGAUUAAAAAUAUCAUUUUUCGUUAAAAGUGAAUAGUACCAUGAGUGUUUCGUUAAAACUCCCAAGUUUUUAUCCCCUUACUGUUUAUGUAAAUUCAGGUUUUAGAUUUGUGUAAGCUGUAAAUAGCUUAGUCAUAGUUUGUGGUGAGUAUUGAAGAUGUUCUUGUGUAUUUGCUCCCUUUAGAGAUGGACCGGAUAUUGAACAAGAAUAUUUUAUCUAAGAAAAUUGAACAAAUUUUUUUUGAAAAUAUAAUAAACUGAAUCUUUUGGCA